Capsella rubella is the source of this 1469-nucleotide messenger RNA. RefSeq names its product probable long-chain-alcohol O-fatty-acyltransferase 4. Lineage: Eukaryota; Viridiplantae; Streptophyta; Magnoliopsida; Brassicales; Brassicaceae. The transcript has a single exon. Gene Ontology annotation, biological process: lipid metabolic process. Bases 383 to 1405 code for a protein of 340 amino acids. The record is from RefSeq and is a predicted model, not a curated record.
GUUCCAAAACCUCAGUGCUUGUAAGAAAUCAGAAAAUGUAAAAAGAGAUCUGAGGAGAGGAUGAAGAAUUUUAGAGCUUCACCAAGAUUAGAAUUUCUACAUAAACCUUCUCCGUAACUUACAGAUCAGACCAAAUAAGAGCGGUUUCAAGAUUAGAAGCAAGAAUCAGAGUUGUUUUAAUCAGACCGAAUCCUUCCGGAUCUCAUGGAAAGAGAGCGCUGCAAAAUUGGGUGUUUCUUUGUCCAAAUCAUUUAACAAUCUGUCAAGUCAAAUUGCAAGUUGUUUGGUUUAUCGGAUUUAUAUUAAUUGUUUUUAAGUAUGCAAACAAAACAACUAAAUAAAGUCAAUAACAUUGGUUUCUGGAAAAAGAAGAUCUCGAGAGAUGGAGGAAGAACUCAAGAACUUCAUCAAGGUUUGGGUUUCUGCAAUCAUUUCAGUAACUUACUGUUACUACUUACCAACUAGAAUCAAAUCUGGUGUUGUUCGAUUACUCUCUGUUCUUCCCGUUUGUUUUAUGUUUCUCCUUCUUCCUCUGUUUUUCUCCUCUGUUCACUUCUCUGGUUCCACUGCUUUUUUCCUCACAUGGCUGGCCAAUUUUAAGCUAAUCCUCUUCUGCUUCGACCUAGGUCCUCUUUUCCCAGUUCCACCUAGUAUCUCUCAGUUCAUCUGCUUCACUUGCUUCCCCAUCAAGCUACUACAAAACCCUAAAUCUCAAGAUCAGUUGCCUAAAUGGGUUUUCGCCAUUAAAGUUGCCAUAUUUGGUGUACUGUUGCAAAUGUAUGAAUACAGACAAUAUAUGCCUCCGGCUGUGCUAUUGGUUCUAUAUUCUCUGCAUAUAUACUUGGAGUAUGAGAUUCUCUUAGCUCCUCUGAAACUUCUGCUUAGUAUCUUUCUUGGGUGCGACCUCGAACCACAGUUCAAUGAACCAUACUUAGCCACCUCUCUUCAAGACUUCUGGGGUCGUCGCUGGAACCUCAUGGUCCCCGCUAUUCUCCGACCGGCCGUCUACGUUCCGGUGCGACGAAUGGCUUGUCGGAAAAUGAACUCUGACCAAGCAUUGUUCUUGGGAGUUUUUGUGUCCUUCCUAGUCUCCGGUGUGAUUCACGAGCUGAUCUUCUUCUAUUUCACACGUGAAUCGCCGACAGGUGAAGUCACUUGGUUCUUUGUAUUACAUGGAGUUUGCACUGCAGCGGAAGGUGCCGCCAAGAGGACGAGCUUGGUGCGGCGGUGGAAGACGUGUCCGAUGGUUUCACGAGUACUCACGGUGGGGUUCGUGGUUGUGACCGGUGGUUGGUUGUUUUUCCCUCAGCUUACAAGGAGUGGCAUGAUGGAGAGACUCGCUGAUGAAGCCUUUUUGUCCAUUGAUUUCUUCAAGCACAAGUUUGUCUACCUUUGGAGACAUUAAAUUGCUAAAAUCGUAGAUUAAUAUUUUCAACUGAUUUGAUCAACCACAUAUUUUUUUAUGGAUU